CCCACCCUCGGCGGGUCCCGCGCAUGCGCCGAGCGCGCAUCCCGCCGCCGCCUUCGCCCGGGAGACCUGCAGGCCGCCGGCCCAGAGUAGGAGCAAGGAACUGAGGUAUUGCCGGGGACAGCCGGCGGGGAGGGGGGCUCCCGACGACCCGCUCUCCGCACCCCCUCCUUGCCCCCUCCCCGGCCAGGAAUCAUGACCGAGACCCGAGAGGUCGGAGAGACGGGGGGCUACGCCAGCUUCGAAGAUGACGACGAGGAGCUCUCCCCUGGCCCCGAGCACCCGUCCGACUCGGACUACACCCUCUCGGAGCCGGACUCGGGGGAAGAGGAAGAGGACGAAGAGGAGGACGAGGACGAGGAGACGACGGACGACCCCGAGUACGACCCCGGCUACAAGGUGAAGCAGCGGCUGGGAGGAGGGGGGCGAGGCACGCCAUCCCGCCGGCCCCCGCGGGCCGCCCCUCCGCCGGGCCCCCCGGCCCCUCCGUGCGACGCCUGCGGCCUGCCGCCCCCCGGGGAAGGGGAAGCCCCCCCGGCCCAGCCCUGCCGCCUCUGCCGCCCCGCCGCCCCCCUCCCCCAAAACAGGGGGGACGAGGCGGAGCCCGACGGAGGCGGCGGGGCCCAGCGGGAGGAGGCUGGGGCCUACCACUGCACCGAGUGCGAGGAUUCCUUCGACGACCUGGGGGACCUGCACGGACAUUUCAUGCUGCACGCCAGGGGCGAGGUGUAGGGCCCCAUCGGGGGGAAGCCGGCGGGGACCGGCUCCUCUUCCUCCCCCAUCCCGGUCUUCGGAUCCCGGUCCCUUCCCCCAGGGCUGCGGGGGGCCAGACCAGGCCCGGGGUUCAGCCGGGGGGAGAAGUGGGCAGAUCGAAGCUGUCAGUUGUUUGUGUGUCGGCGGUAACUGUGUUAGAACCCAAAUAAAGCUGAACCUUUGUGUGUCGUA
Messenger RNA from Tachyglossus aculeatus (Australian echidna), 942 nucleotides. It is a transcript of the gene ZNF428, whose product is annotated as zinc finger protein 428. NCBI's taxonomy places the organism in Eukaryota, Metazoa, Chordata, Mammalia, Monotremata, Tachyglossidae. The record is from RefSeq and is a predicted model, not a curated record. The transcript has 3 exons. Bases 193 to 729 code for a protein of 178 amino acids.